Molecule: messenger RNA, 213 nt
Organism: Sugiyamaella lignohabitans
Lineage: Eukaryota; Fungi; Ascomycota; Dipodascomycetes; Dipodascales; Trichomonascaceae
Gene: TIM13
Product: Tim13p
Exons: 1
Coding region: 1-213 (70 amino acids)
Source: RefSeq, a predicted model, not a curated record
AUGUCUGGAUUCACCUCAAUUUUCGGCAGCUCUGGUGCUGCCAAGGACAGCGCUCCCGGUGCUUUGAGCACUUCGACUUCGUCGGCUGGUAACGCCGAGAUCAAGAAGAAGCUCCAACAGCAGAUCUCGCAGGAACUGGCAGUGGCCAAUGCCACCGAGUUGGUUAACGUAAGUAGAGUGGUACGGGGAGAACAGGCCCAAGAGAAGAAUUAA